Messenger RNA from Vespa crabro (European hornet), 3190 nucleotides. It is a transcript of the gene Incenp, whose product is annotated as inner centromere protein A-like. Gene Ontology annotation, biological process: mitotic cytokinesis; meiotic spindle midzone assembly; metaphase chromosome alignment. The record is from RefSeq and is a predicted model, not a curated record. Gene Ontology annotation, molecular function: protein serine/threonine kinase activator activity. Lineage: Eukaryota; Metazoa; Arthropoda; Insecta; Hymenoptera; Vespidae. Gene Ontology annotation, cellular component: midbody; chromosome passenger complex; kinetochore. The transcript is spliced from 10 exons. The coding region runs from base 79 to 2940 and encodes 953 amino acids.
ACAUAUAUUUACAUGAGUAAUUUUACAAGAAAAAAAAAACAUUAAAAUUUUCCAAAUUUCUUCAAAACGAACGCGCAUAUGCAGCAACGUCCAAUCAUGGCGUUCUGGUUGAAAUUUAAAUUAAACGGAAAAGACGUUACACAAAACGUGAGAAAUGAAAGCCGAGUGAUCAGCCCGUCUGUGCGCGAGAUGGGCAUCGUCGGCAACUUUUUACUUUAUAUAAUUUUUAAUAAUUGUUUAUCAAGAAUUCAUUGUCUUACGCAAUUGUAUAUUAACGAGGUUUUAAAAAUGAGCACUUAUUCAAAGGACAGGAUCAAAGCGAUGAUUGCAAAAGAUGCAGAAGACCUUUUUAAUUGUUGUGAAGAAGUUAAAAAAUCUAUAAGAGAUAGUGUAGAUGAUAUUUUGGAUUAUCUACAAGAUUUAAUAACGCAAAUACCUCAAUCAAGAUCUGGACCUCUUAUAGCAAAAACUCCAAAGUUAGUGAAAAGAAAAGGAGUUCAACGUAUUGAAACAAUACCAGAAGAUAGUGUUUUAGAUACUACAGAAAUUGUGUUAUUAUCUUCUGUUAAUAAAGAUGAGAAAUUGAAAAAUGAAUCAAAUUUAGAAGAAACUAUAGGUACAAGAACUAAGAGAAAAGCUUCUAAGACUGCAGCAGAUAAUAUAAGAAAGCAGCAAUCUAUGUCGCUAACAAGUAAAUUACGAAAACCUGAAAGCUUGCAACAAAACGAUAAUACAAAUAAGAUACUUUCUGACAAUCGAAUUAAAAGGACUAAAUCUUCAAGAAGUUCUGAUGAAGAUGAAGAUAAAAGACCAGCAAAACAUACUAAAAUAGAAGAACAUAAAACAAGAAACAAUAGUCUGAAAGAUGUGAAUGAAGCAAAUAUUAAUACGCAAAUGAGUGCUGCUGAAGACAAUGCUGUCAAAGUUGAAGAAAAUUGUAUCUCUGCUUUAAAACAUCAUAGAUCAAGUGAAAGAAAAAUUUCUAGGGAUAUUCAAAAAGAAAAUGGAGGAAAGGAUGAUAUUAUCGAUGAAAUACUUUCUGUUCCUGUUACAGAUGACAUUGAUGAGCCAUCAAUGUAUGAAGAUGCAUUACCAAAACAUCUUCCAAUUAUGAAUUCAACAAUGAAAGUUAGUUCUACUUUAUUAGAUAAAAUGAUGAAUGUAACAGUAGUAUUAGAACCUUUAUCAAGGCAAAUAAUAUUAAAUGAAACAGUAACGAUAAAGAAAAGUUCUGUAAAUUCAAUCAGUAAUGAACUUAAUAAUAAACAAUAUAUAGAGCAAAACAAUACUAUCACAAAUGAUAAGAAUAAAUUAAGUUCAUGUUAUUCAUCUGAAACAAAAAAGACAUCUAAAAAUCAAGCAAAGGACAGGGUUCAACAAUUUAAAGAUGCUAUGGCAAAUAAAGAAUUUGAUGAAUUAAUUACGGAUGAUGAAUCUUCACCGGAAAUAAAUAGAGUACGAGGAAAAGUACAAAAUCUUAAAGUAGACGUAAAUUCUAAAAAGCAAAAGAAAAUCAUACAAUCUCCUUCAACAAGUGAUGAUGAAGUUCUUAAUACACCUAUGAGACCUGUUAUAAAAGAAAAUUCUGCUUUAAAGGAGUUAAGAAGUACUUAUAAGUCAAAUGUUCUAUUUAGUCCUUAUGCCAAGGAAUCUGUUAAAAAACGGGUAGAAGCAUUUGAACAGGUUUGUAUGAGUAGUCCUAGAUUAAUUGACGAAGAUGCACCAAUGAGAAUAACUAGAACGAAAACACGUGCCAUGGCUGCUGCAGAAGCUGAUAAAACUGUCGCACAAAAAUUAGCUCGUAAGUCCCUUGCAAGAGCAAAAAAAAUUUCUUUGGCAAAACAAGUAAAAGAUGAAGAAUUUAAGGAAAACAAAUUGAACAUAGCAACAAACAUGGGAACGAAUAAAUUAUUGCAGAAUGAAAAAAUCAAUCCAAAGCAACGACAAAAAGUAACUCCUCUCAGCAAACCUAAAAUACAAUUACCAAUGUCUUUGAAUCGUAAUCCAAAAACUCCAAUCAACAAUCAACUGCUUCCAAACUCUAUAAAAGCUUUUACAGCUUCUCGUGCAAACAUUGUAACAUCAGUAGAAUCAUUAAUUCCCAUGCCAAGAACAGCUAGUAAGCAAAAUUCUAUAGAUAAAAUAGAAGAGACAAAACGAAAACAGAUAAAUGAUGAAAAUGCAAGGAGAAAAAGAGAUGAAGCCUUGAGACUUCAGACAGAAGAAAAAAGAAGGAAGAGACAAGAGAAGGAAUUAAAAAAUAGAUUAGCACGAGAAGCCAAAGAGAAACAAGAAUUAGAAAAACGGCAGAGGGCAGAACGAGAGAAGGAAGAGAAAGCGAGAUUAGCACAGCAUAUACAAGAAAAGCAACGUGAAGAAAUGGAAAGAAAACGACUUGCACAAUUACAAAGAGCUCAGGAGAAAGAGGAAAAGAGAAAGCAAGAAGAACAACUAAGAUUAAAACGAUUACUUGAACAAGAAGAAGCAGAACGUUUACUUGCAGAGCAAAGACGUAGAGAACAAGAAGCUGAUAAACGACGAGAAGCUGAAGCAAGAGCACAACAACAAGCUGCUAUAGAAGCAAUGCGGUUAAAAGCACAAAUGCUUACAGGACAAGCAAAAAAUAAACAAAUGGCUACUAAUAAAAAUCAGGGUCCAGUAAAUUACAUUCUUGACAGUGAACCUGAUGACGAUGACUCAGAUGAUGAAUCCAAGCCAAAACAUGUAAUUCCAUAUUGGGCACAGCCACAUAUAAGAAAAGCACAACUAGCAAUGCAGCGAUAUAUACCAGAUAUAGCAGUUUAUAAAUUCUUUGAUACUCGAAAGUGUACUCCAGAUUUAACCGAAUUAUUUAUUGGUAUUGAUAGAAAUAGAUUGAAACGUACAUCAAGUGCAAUCUGGAAAACACCACCUCGUUAUUCAAUGAUGGAAACUGAAUAAUUAGUCUCCUUUCAAUGAAAUUGAUAUUUAAUCACAGCUCUAUUAAUAUUAUUAAAUAUAUUAAGCAUAACAUGUUUAAUACUAUUAAACUGUUUAAGAAUUUUUUGUGCUUUGUAACAUAUAACUUCAACGAUCUAUGAAUUAUUUGAUAUGCACAUACACGUAAUGUGUGCUUCUAUCAACAUAAGUAUGUUGUAAUUUGUAUUAAAUUUUCGUAAUAAUAAUGUACCCAGUACUUCUAUGUUCUUUA